AUGUCGUCAUCAAUUAAAAAUUCAAGUAUUACUCCAAUACGAUUUAGUAGUCCUGAUAUCGCUAUUAGUUAUAUAGGUCGUUUUUGGCUAUUUCUUAUACCAACUAUUCUAUCGAUUGUAUGUGCUUUGUUUCUUCUUUUUCAUCUUCUAUUUGAUCCAACUCUUCGUCAUACAUUACAUAAUCAUGUAAUAAUAGUUCUCUUAUGCAUGUGUCUUAUAUGGGAAACGACAGUCGCUCCUGCCAUGAUGCAUGUUUAUUUAUUCAAUGUAGUUUGGUCACAAACUCCAACAUUCUGUAUGAUUUGGAAGUUUCUUGAUACUUGUAUUUAUACGUCAACAGCUAAAUUAGUAGCAUGGGCUUCAAUUGAACGACAUAUUCUUAUAUUUCAUAACAAAUGGGUAUCAACAAAAAAGAGACGUCUCUUUUUUCAUUACAUUCCAAUAUUACUAAUUGUUAUGUAUGGUGUAAUUUGUUAUGCAAUAAUAACUCCUAUUAAUGAUUGUAAAAGAAAUUUUUUUUAUACAAUGCCGUUAUGUGGUUAUUCCAGUUGUGUGUAUAAUAGUGAAUCAUUUACACUUUAUGAAUUUAUUACUGGUGGAUUUGCGUCAUCUUUCUUUAUUGGAUUUGGUAGCUUUUUUCUUGUCUUACGUACCAUUUAUCAGAAAAGUCGUUUUCAUCAACAUGUUCAAUGGCGAAAACAUCGUAAAAUGACAAUUCAACUAUUAGCUAUUACAUCGCUUUUCUAUAUUCUAUAUUUACCACCAAUCAUUUUAGCAAUUACUAAGUAUUUUGGGGUUCCACCUUAUGUGGGAUCUGAUUACAAUCUUUAUGCACAAUUCUUUUCAUAU
Messenger RNA from Adineta steineri, 849 nucleotides. The record is from the annotation of a GenBank genome assembly. Lineage: Eukaryota; Metazoa; Rotifera; Eurotatoria; Adinetida; Adinetidae.